CUUUCCUCGCGGAUGAAUCUCGCAGUGAUGGAGCUCAGAGUGGCUUGUUUUCGCGCUCGCCGGAGAUAAAGUGAUUUUAAGGAGAAAUGCGGCGUGUUUGCUGUGCUGCUGAUCUCACACAGACCUGAGCUCACACCGAGGCGAAGAGCGGCGUUGGGAAGUUUAAUGUUUCUCAAGAGCGACGGACACCAUCUGAGGAAAUUUCACAAAGAAAUAGGAUGACCUACAAAUGGUUUCUGUUUCUCCCCGGUGGGCUCAUGCUCUUGAUCUAGGGUGGGGGGGGCAUCGCCCCAUUCUACAAUGAAAGGCUACACCCCCCAGCGCACCCGCCACGUGUCCGACUGUGAGCCGCCCCGUUCUCCCCGUUCUCCCCGUUCUCCCCGUCACCUGGACCCUCUGUACCCCCCGUCCACGUCCUCCACCCUCUCCCACACCCCGUUCCACCUCCCAGCAGCCAUGGACCAUUACGGAGCCCUGGACCCGCACCACUUCUCCCCAUCGCCCAACCCGGGCGGUCUUCCACCCGACUGCCUGAUGCCCCUCAACAACCAGCUGUCCUCCAGCAGCACCUUCCCCCGGAUCCACUACAACUCACACUUCGAUCAGGGCGACUUCGGUCACACAGCUGACAGCAUCGGGGGAAUCAGCAGCGGGACGCUGGGGACCUCCAUGUCCAUGGGAAUGGGUCUCGGAGUGGGACGGACUGCCAUGAUCACCAGCGGAUCCGCAACUAUAUCAGGGGCGGGGAAGAUGAACCGGUUGCCGCCUAACCUCCUGGACCAGUUCGAGAAGCAGGUGCCUGGGCAACAGGACGGCUUCAGCACGUUACAGUUCCAUCGCAGCACCGCGGUGACGACGACCAAACAGCAACAACAGCAGCGGACCGACAGUCCGGGAAAAAUACGCUACUUAGUUCACUCCGUCCAGAAACUGUUCGCUAAAUCCCAGUCGAUGGAAAACUCCGCCAUCAGAGGAAACAUGAACGGCCGCAACAGCAGAUCGUCGAGCAGUGAUGACAAACACCAUCGGAGCAAAAGCAAAGACCGGUCGAAGAACGAAGGAACGGCCAAACGGAGGCCUCGAUCUAAUAUGUCUGGAUACUGGAGUUCUGACGACUUGGACAGUGAUAUUAGUAACUAUAGGAACCCAAAGGCCAUGAUGACUUUGGGGAGACAAGCGGUGGGAUCCGGACCGGGGCCGGGUGGACAAGUGGCAUCCAGGUACUUUAUGCAGGGCUACAGCACCAUGAGCGAGCACAUGCUGAAAUCCUCAAAGAGUAACAGUGACCUGAAGCACCAGGGGCUCCCUGCACUCCCAGGACCCGGUGGAGGUGGAGGGGGGGUCGGAGGAGGACAAGGGCCGAUGUUUGACGGGAACUUUGGUAAAGGGGGACCCUGGUCCACGCUUACGUUAGGACCCACCAGACAGAUGUGCCAGAAGGGCUCGGCCACACUGGAUCGCACCCUGCUGAAGUCCAAAUCUGUCCAGCAGGAUAUGGGCUGCCACUUCCUGCAGGUGCACGGGAGGAUGCCGUCCACCGGCGACUGGACGGGGACUCUGGGCCGAAGCGGGCCCAUGGGCGAGAUCCCCUGUAGACGGAUGCGUAGCGGCAGUUACGUUAAAGCCAUGGGCGACCCUGAGGAUAGCGACGACUCUGACGGGAGUCUCAAACCCUCGCCGAAAAGCACUGCGCGUAGGCAGAGCUACUUGCGUGCAACACAGCAAUCACUAAGUGACCAGUUCCCCUCAAGAAACCGUCUGCUGGACUACUCGAUGCUGCAGGGGGAUCUGGAGGCUCUCUGGUCCCCCUUCCACAGCAUCAGCACCCUACAGCAGAUCGGACGCUCUGUCAGCUGUCUUCCUUCUCUGCGAGAGUUCUCUGGGAAUCGGAGUCUGGAUAACCUGGACUGCAUCGGAGGCAGCUCUCCGUUCCCGAACUGGGAUGAUGAUGACUUCAGUCAGGGCUGCAGCACGCUGGGACGCGGCAGCUGCAUCAGUCAGGUGCGAGACAUGGAGCUGAGCCAUCAUUAUGGAGACGAGCUGGAGGACAUGCAUCCUCGCUCACGAUGCAGCGAUCUUCCUGACAUGCCCAUGCCCACAUGCUUCCGCUCCCGGAGCCAUAGUUACCUUCGUGCCAUUCAGGCCGGCUGUUCUCAAGACGAGGACUCAGCAUCAGUGGAUUCUGAUUCACCGCCGCCCACGACCACAACGACUGUACGCACCUACAGUAACAGCACCGGUGAGUACAGACGUCACAUGACCACAGAUACAGUCUGA
Carassius auratus (goldfish) is the source of this 2277-nucleotide messenger RNA. RefSeq names its product disks large-associated protein 4-like. Gene Ontology annotation, biological process: signaling. The transcript has 8 exons. NCBI's taxonomy places the organism in Eukaryota, Metazoa, Chordata, Actinopteri, Cypriniformes, Cyprinidae. Bases 301 to 2277 code for a protein of 658 amino acids. Gene Ontology annotation, molecular function: molecular adaptor activity. Gene Ontology annotation, cellular component: postsynaptic specialization; glutamatergic synapse. The record is from RefSeq and is a predicted model, not a curated record.